AUGGACCCCCCAAAGUACCCUGUGGGCCCCCAGAAAGUACCCUGUGGGCCCCCAGGGUGCCGUAUCCACCAGUGUGUCUUUCUAACCUGUCUGUCUAUUCCGCAGGUGUCGACGCGCUUCGACCAGCGGCUUCAUGCGGCUGCGGUGCGCGGCGACGUGGAGGAGGCGAUUCGGGUGCUCGACACGGGCCGCGUCCACGUCGACUGCGCCGACCGGGACGGCACGACGCCGCUGAUCCUCGCGGCAGCCAACAGCCACGUGGCGCUGGUGAAGGAGCUGCUGGACCAGGGCGCCGAACCCAACGCCACCCGACACACGGGGACUGGGGCGCUGUUCUUCGCUGCCCAGGGCGGCUUCCUCGACAUCGUCACCAUCUUGCUCGAUAAUGGCGCCAAAAUCAACCAGGCCUCGAAGGACGGCGGAACUGCGCUCAUCGUGGCGGCGCAGUGCGGUCACCUGGACGUCGUGACCGAGCUGCUGAGACGCAACGCCGACCCCAACAGCGCCAUGAAGGACCGAGCCACCGCAGUCUUCGUCGCAGCGCAGAAUGGCCACACCAGCGUCGUCAGGACUCUCCUCAACGCCGGAGCCAAGGCCAACGUGAGGCGGUUGGACGGCGCUAGUCCACUGUGGAUUGCGUCUCAAAUGGGACAUCAAGGUGUUGUGCGUCUACUACUGAGUCAUGGUGUCAAUCCAGAUAUCUGCAGACAUGAUGGAGCAACACCUUUGUUCAAGGCUGCCCACAAGGGACACGUGGAGGUUGUCCAUGAGCUGCUGCCCUAUAAGCCUUGUCUGGGUCUCCUAAGGAAUGGAGAAUCUGCUCUGCAUGCAGCAGCAUUGUAUGGUCAUGUCCGAGUCUUGAAGGCAUUGGUGCAAGCAGGUGCUGAUCCCGGCCUCAAGAAUGAUCAGGGUCUUACCCCAAUACAGAUUGCUGCUCAGGCUCGACACCCAGAGGCCGUCCAGCUACUGAAAGAUGCCCAGUCUAAGAGGAAAGAUGGAGCGCAGACACCACCCAAACAGACAUCACCUGGGCCACGAUCCCCUCGCCUUGUGCAGAGCAUGAGUGGCAAUGUUACCUCUGGGCUAGGGAGUCAGAGUAGCAGCCGAGGUUCUUCUCGAAAUAGUUCCUUAGGUACUAUUGUAGAAACCAGCCCAGUACUACCACGCUCUGUAAGCUCCCCAAGUAACUCGCGUCCUGCCCAGUAUGUUUCAUGUGAAUUGAGUAACAUUGUGGAUGGUGGAGCACGUCCAAGAUGCCAUGGAGGUACUGGUUCUUGUACAUCUGUUGCUGGCCACAAUGCUUCUUCUAAUCCUUCGCCAUCUCCUAGUAUUUCCAGUGAACCUUCACAGUCCAUGAUCACAGCCCUGCAGAAGGCCCCACGACAUGCCUCUCACACUGAUGUCAGCAGUGUUAAAAACAUUUUCCGUAGAACUCUUGCAUCCUUUAGGCGAUCCAGUAUAGCAAAAAGAAGUGACAAACCACAUGAACCAUGACAACUCUCAAGGGCCUCUUUAUCUCCCCUUUUUCCGUACUUGUUUGCUUUCCAGACUGUAUGAUAUUUUCAGUACAAAUGCCUAAUAAAUCUCUGGUGAUAUUAGGAUAGAAGGACUUAUAUCGGGAUGUUCUAUUUAGGAAUUCAUGGUGCUGAAAUUUUAAAAAAGGAAACUGAAAUUAUGAAAAGCUAUCCGGAGAAGUUAUGAUAAGUUGGUGUAUAACAAGUGUUUUUUUUCUUACAACCGACUGAAUUUAAUACAAAGAGCCUUUUAAAUGUUUAUUAUUACAUGAUUGUUAAUAUACCAUUUAUAAGUUGAUAGAAAAGCCUACUGAGUGAUGAAUGUUGUGCCACUUUUGCCUGAAUGUUUCUCAGGUGUCAGGUUUUGGUGAAGCAGCAAUGGAGACUAGUAUUAUCUCCACAAAUAUCUUGGUGUAACUUAUGCAAGCUGUUAGGCACAGUAAAUGGGGAGAAGUUCUUCGUUUCAGUAUGAGGUGGUUACUGUUUUUUAAUGAUAAAAAAUUAACAUUUAAAUUACAAUAGGAGAGAAUAGUGAUAGGACACUUAAGGUAUUGUCUGUAGAGCAAAAAAGAAUGAAUUACUGGGCAACUGGUUUUGGUGCUCAUUAUUAAUCAUAGUUAUAAUCAGAUGAUGAUUAGGAAUUGCAUUGGACAUGGAAUACUCAGAAAACGUCAACUGCACAACCUAACAAAGGCAAUGUUGUAUAAAGAAAUACCCAUAUUUGAACCUGAAACACUCACUAGAAAGUUAGUGAAUUUUUUCAGUAAAAUUUCACUUACACUUUCAGUUCAUUGGCACUUAAUUUUGGUUUGAAAACAGAAUGUGACUUUCUGUCUCAGAUGUUCAUUAUCUGAUACUUAAUGGAAGGUUACUGUUGGAGUAACUUGUUGAACUAGGCCUAACUAGUGUUCAGGGUGGCACAAUUAGAGGCAUGUCCUGAUGAGUGGGCUUAGUCAGCGGGCAUGCUUAGUGACGUCUGAGAUGGGCUAAACAACCAGUUUGCAAGUGAAAAGCGUUGUUUAGCCAGUAGUCUACCUGUCUCAAAUUGCACAUCUUGGGCAAGCCCGCCAAUCAGGCCUGCUCAUCUGGACAAGUCUUUACUCUUUUCUUGAACAUUUAAAGUAGCUUGGGAAAACAAUCAUAUCUACUUUGAAACUACAAGCAUUAAUGCUACUGAAGAGUCUUGCCUAUAUAUGGUCCAACCAGUUAUAAUAGGCCUAUUUGUAAAACUGAUUCUGCUGGGAGUCAGGAGAAAUUUUGUUUUGCCUAGGUAAUAAGUUCCUUUAGGAGGGUAUAGAAUAUCUAAAAAUAAUUUAACAUCCUUUGGGCCUGCAGCUGGUUGAGCCUGAAACAGGGCUACAUGAAAUAAGAUGAAAAAACAUUUAGGUCUAUGCUUAUUGUCAGGUAUUGUGACCUAAACAUCAUGUCUUAAACUUAUUUAAAAGGUAAUACAGAUCUACAGCUAUGUUAUUCUAUGGAUAGUGUUUAUACUCUGUGAGUAUAGAAUAUCCAGUAUUUUUAAACCACAAGAUAAGAUAGCAGUUGCUCAGCUGUAAAAUCUGGACAAAAUAUGUUGAAUGACUGUAUGUGAUUUUAUAUUGGAUAUCAUAAUGACAAUAGAUAGGUAAUGAUGAAACAUAGAACAGAGAGGCUGAAGAUACUGAAAGUUUUAUAUUGAUCACAAGACUUGAACUACAAGUCAAAUCUUUAGUUGGUGGUCAUAAAUUAUUGCAUACCCUUAGAUACUUACUGAGGGCAUGUAAUUGAUCACACUUUACAUCUGACUGCAACUGUCUUCUGCCAUUAUGAGGAGGCUUGAAAGCUUUUACACCUGGUGCUUUGCUGGUACAGUGUGCCACUUGUGUGUCUGAACACUUGGUGACUUGGGGUUUCAUCAGGCUCUGCAAUUUAAUUUGUUGUUGAUCAAAUUUUACAUUGCACUGGGGAUCUACUUGGUAUUCUUUGUCUUCGAAGCAGUGCAUUAGAUAAAAUAGUUCUGAUUAAGUUUUUAUAGAAAAAAUAGUUUCACGUGGUACACUUUUUCAGGAUUUCUGCAUUGGUCAAACAGUUUUCUGAUUUGACGUGAUGGUUAUUCAAGUCAUAAACUGUUCAGUGUUUCAUGCAGAAUUUCACAAAGAUCACUGCUGUUGUGUUGCGAUGGUCGAACGAGCGAAUUCACUUUUGCCUUCAAGUAAUUCUUAAGUGUCAUGUCUGAUACUUUGUUUACAUUGUAUAUAAUUAGGAGUUGAUGAAAGUGUGACAGAGGGACAGUAUUAUUUUUCAGAAUAUUCCUUGCAAAUGGGGUGUGACUGCACUUAUGAAAUGUGUAUAAUGGAACUUAUUAUCUUCCUACCAAGUGCUAUGCACCAUAAACACUAAAAGCGUGGGUAACUUGUGUCAAUGUUAGCUGGUCACCAUCAGUAACAUGCUGCACCAGACACACUGCAAGGCACUUUCAACAUUCUUGGACAUACCUAAGUAGCACCUAAUUGUAAAUGUACAUGAAUACUUCUAUGAAAAAUUUAUGUGAUUAACCAAUCAGAAUAUUUAUUUCUAGUUACACUACUUAAAAGAUAAACAUUUCUUUUUAUGACAGGAUGGCCCUUCCCCACAUGUCCAUUGUUACUGGGGUAAGGGUAAUUUUUAUUAAUUAGUUUUAAGGCUUUAAUUUGUUGAAAUCAAAUUACUAUAUAAAUAUAUUUUGAAUUGGAUAUGCCAAGGUGUGUCACAUGAGUAAAAAACAUCAAUGUGUAUACUUACAAUAUUGGCAGCAGCCUCAUAUUCCACAGUAGGGUUCUGUUGGUGUUACAAGCUAUCCUACUUGUUUCAUUGCUAAUGGGAAGAUGUCACGCUUGUUGACUCUUCCUCCAUAUCACCUUCAGGUCUCAACUAUAUCAUGCAAGGGGUGAUUCUGUUGGAAUGUUUAUUAUGAGUGUUCAGGAGUGAUGUCUGCAUUUCAAUAUGUUGUGGGUGAAAAGAAGUCACUGAUACACAAUCCUGUACAGGUGGUAAUUUCAUGCAACCAGUGAUAUGAGGAUUUUGACAUCAUAUACCAUCAGAAAAAGGUUCUUGAUUAUAUCUUACAGCAUAUGCAGAAGGCUGCAACAGCUUUCCACACAAUACUAUACUCUACUGGUCAUGAAUGCUGGGACAUAAUGUAAUAUCCUAAAUAACUACAUAGUUGUGACCAUGUGUAAACCAUGCACAGUUGUAUCAUUCUUUGCACGGCUUCUGUCACACAUACUAUUAUAAAUAUCAAAUCAUCUUGCAAGCAUCCACAUCAUUUACUGUAUCCAGAAAAUUUGCUGCUUAACACUCGUGAUAAAUGUAACUGAUUGUUUACCCCCACAGACAAGUGCAUAUCGUGGGUUCUUCCUUCCUCAGUGUUGCUGCAGUGUCCAACCACCACAUAGUGCUCGCCCUUCUUCUCACUAACAGUCAAACUAGUUAGUUUGUUCAGCCUUUUGGAUGCUCCAUGCAUUGCUUGACUACCAUGUACUGUACCAUACUUGCUAAAUAAACAACCAUCACAUUUUA
Molecule: messenger RNA, 5051 nt
Organism: Penaeus vannamei (Pacific white shrimp)
Lineage: Eukaryota; Metazoa; Arthropoda; Malacostraca; Decapoda; Penaeidae
Source: RefSeq, a predicted model, not a curated record